GUGUGGACGAUCACAUUUAUUUUACGUCUCCGUCUUUAUGACAAACGUUCUGGAAAUUAUUAGCGUGUCAGUAGUAAAAUGAGGAAUGCAAAUUUUUUGUAAAAUGUAGUAAAUUUAAAGCAGCUGUAUUAUGGGACUGUUUAUAGUAAUAUAUGUCGGGAGCAGAUUGUAGCAUUAGAUGGAAUUUAAUGUCUAAUUUUUUUUGUGCAGUUCCUUUAAUCUUAAAUAUUUACAUUAAAUUAAUGUAUGUUGGUGAAAUAACCUUAUUUGUAUGUUAUGAGAAUGUUUGACAAAGGUUGCUUAAUUAUAAUAAUAUGUAAUCAACAAAGGUUGGGUGUUUGUUUUUUUUUUAUUGUAGACUGACUUUGAGGGAGCUUCAGCUGUCUUAAAGGUUUCACCUGAAGAGCAAAAAGCAGAGUUCCAAAAGAACAUUUGCUUUUUUCUCGUAACCCCUGGAUUUUGUCGACUGCAGGAUUUAAUUUUUCUCGAGAUGCCUCGUGGCAGGUCUCAUCGUAGAUCUGAGGCAGCUCGUAGGCGACUUGAAGUCACCCGAACUGAGCGCAUAGGGAUACAGCAACCUUCUGUCGAUUUCGUGCCACUUGGUGGUACAGGAAAGAGACACAAAGUUAUGAAAUGGGAAGCCAGUUUGGUGACGCCUCACCAACACAAACUGGUUAUUCCUGAUGGGAGCCCUGAUAAGCAAUUCAUCCUGGUUAUCGGUGCCUCCCAUCUGCGGUCAUUUGCAGACGGCAUCGUUCGUAUGCCAGCCGGUCGCUUUGUUUUCGGAUUCAUGUCGACUCCGGGAGCAGCAGCAAAUGACCUUCGCCUAGAGGUACUUAAUGCUGAAGUAUCUCGGGAGCCUGAUGCAGUUUGCAUUCUGGCUCCGUCCAACGACCUUACAGCCAGCAACACGCCAGAACAAGCGGGACAAUCCUUUGAGAGGUACCUGAAGGCUGUUCUCAGUCGCUGGCCAAAGGCUUUCUGCAUUUCAAUGGUCCCGCGUCUAACGGAGUCUGGGGAGAAGGUGAACUUCUAUAAUCAAGAGUUCCACCGCAGGGCGAAACGUCUGGGUGUAAGUUUUACAUCCAUCGCUGAAUACUACCCCCGGAGCCGUCGCCAUCUGUGGUGCCGUGAUGGUAUCCACUUAAGUGAUGAUCACGGGAUGCCACUUCUCGCGGAGCUGAUUUGGAUGUCUUCCUAUCAGUUCCUGGAGACACCAGCACUGCCGCCACCAGUGCAAAGACAGGUGUCUCAUCCAUACACCCCGAGAUUUGUGCCCCGUUUGGUCUUGAAGGGUGUGGAACGUCCACCUCCUCCACCCCCUUCUGAGUGGACGUCUGUGAAAUCCGACAGGAAGAGGAAACACUCUGGUGAAUCUGAGUCGUCCUCGGCUUCACCCAGCAGCAGAGUGUUUCAUAAGCAGGCGGAUGGCACUUCUGUGGCUUUGAGGGAGUGCUUCAUCCCACUAAAUCCUGUGCGGUUUUCAGAAGAAAUGUUGGUUGCCAUGGAAAAAGUUUCUCCAUCGGCUCUUGGCGAUGUUCCCACAGGCAACGUGGUAAUUUUUAACAAACUAUUAACUAUCAGAUAA
This is a messenger RNA of Cyprinodon tularosa, 1588 nucleotides long. RefSeq lists its product as uncharacterized. The transcript has 9 exons. Bases 491 to 1588 code for a protein of 365 amino acids. NCBI's taxonomy places the organism in Eukaryota, Metazoa, Chordata, Actinopteri, Cyprinodontiformes, Cyprinodontidae. The record is from RefSeq and is a predicted model, not a curated record.